This is a messenger RNA of Wasmannia auropunctata (little fire ant), 2399 nucleotides long. RefSeq names its product putative sodium-dependent multivitamin transporter. Gene Ontology annotation, biological process: transmembrane transport; sodium ion transport. NCBI's taxonomy places the organism in Eukaryota, Metazoa, Arthropoda, Insecta, Hymenoptera, Formicidae. The record is from RefSeq and is a predicted model, not a curated record. Gene Ontology annotation, cellular component: membrane. Bases 487 to 2280 code for a protein of 597 amino acids. The transcript has 9 exons. Gene Ontology annotation, molecular function: symporter activity.
UGUAAUGAUAUAAAAGGAGAACUUACGAUGUUUCGAAUAUUCGAAUUUAUUCACAAAUUUUUGCAUUAAUUUUAUCGACAUGCAAGUAUAAAAACAUAAUGCUAAACAAGUAGGCGAGUUAAUUCUUCUGUUGAACGGCAAGUCAAACGGAUGCAAAGUACAAUCGAAGGUCCGCAUUUGUCUGACGUGUUAUGCCAUGAAAUGUGCGCGGAAUAGGAGAAACAGACACGAUCGACAUGUAUUAUCGAUACGAAACCGAUAUUAAUAUUUAUGAAAUCGACAGUUGAGCUACUUGUUGCUCACUACUUUACACUACGCUCGCAUAUCUCAGCGGUGAAAGAAUACACAUAUGGCAAAGGAAGAAGGAAUUCCAUCAAUUAAUAACGGAGUCAAUAAUUGAGCAAGAUAAUUUGACGUGAUUGCCGUGCUUAGUGACAAAUCCAAUAGAGAUAAUUUCGUGUUAUCAGCUUACACAAGAUUGAUGAAAUGGCGAAAACAAAUACUUUAGGAUGGAUCGACUAUCUGGUUAUAGCGGUAAUGCUAUGUAUAAGUGCUGGAAUUGGUAUCUAUUACAGAUUUAGUGGAGGUCGUCAAAAAACUACGGAGGAAUACUUCAUUGCAAAUCGAUCAAUGAGGAUUGUUCCAGUCGCUGUCGCUAUAGUUGUCUCCUUUCUGUCUGGCAUAUCACUGCUCGGUUUGUCCGCUGAGAAUUACAUAUACGGGACGCAUAUUAUUGUAAUAAACGUAGCAUAUCUGUUAGGCACUUUAAUUAUGUGUUAUGGAUUUCUACCAGUAUUCUACAAACUGCAGGCCAUGAGCGCUUACGAAUACUUAGAAAAGCGUUUCGGAAUAAGAGCUAGGUUGACGGCUAGUUGCGUUUACUGGCUUCAGAUGCUUUUGUAUUCAGGAGUGGUACUUUAUGCUCCUUCUCUGGCGUUGGAAGCGACCACUGGAAUGUCUAAGACUGCCAGUAUCAUAAUUAUUGGCCUUGUAUGUUCCUUCUAUUCGAGUACAGGCGGCAUUAAGGCAGUGCUAAUGACCGAUGUAUUUCAAGGUCUACUUAUGUUUAUCUCCAUGCUCCUAAUUAUUGGCACAGCCGCGAAUGAUGUCGGAGGAUUAGGGCAGAUCUGGGAAAUCGCGAGGCGGGAGCAACGACUCGAGUUUGAUAAUACUGAUCUGGAUCCAACAGUAAGACAUACUUGGUGGUCUCUUACAUUUGGUGGUCUAGGUACAUAUUUAAUACUUUUUGGCGUAAGUCAAGUACAAAUACAGCGUAUAAUGACUCUAAAAAAUAUGCAGACCUCGCAAAGAACUGUAUGCCUGACUUGGCCCAUUCUAGUACUUUUUUUUAUCACAAUUAGCUUCUCAGGAUUGGCGAUAUAUAGUAAAUACCACAAUUGCGAUCCAAUUCUCAAGAAAAGAAUUAUUUCACCUGAUAUGCUUAUGCCACUCUAUGUUAUGGACACAAUGUCCAAUAUGCCCGGCGUACCAGGCCUUUUCGUUGCAGGUAUUUUUAGCGCAGGCCUUAGCACGAUUUCUGCAGCACUAAAUUCUUUGGCUGCAAUAACGUUGGAGGAUUAUAUAAAACCCUUAUAUAGAAAAUCUAUCGGGCAUGAUUUCUCCCCUACAAAGUCAGUCUUCAUCGCUAAAGUGCUUGCUUUUAUGUUCGGUAUCAUUUCUAUCGCGCUGGCAUUUUUAGCGCAAUUUUGGGGCGGAAUAUUACAGACUGGCACAAUUAUUUUCGGAGUAGUCGGUGGUCCGUUGUUAGGCAUUUUCACGCUUGGCAUGGGCACAGAAUCGGCGACGGAAGGUGGUGCAAUAGCUGGUGCACUUACAGCAUUUUCAUUUUUAUUUUGGAUCGUUUUAGGUCAGCCACGGCCGAUAUCACCUAAAUUGCCAAUUACUAUUGAAGGCUGUAAUAAUGUUGCAAAUAUAACAAUGUUCGUUUUGCAGAACGUCACGAACUUCUCCAAAAGCACCGGUGACAGCUCGUACUUCUAUUUAUAUCGAAUUUCGUACAUGUGGUACUCUCCCCUCGGAUUCUUAAUAACGUUCUUACUUGGAUUGCUCAUCAGCAGCUUGUCUCAUUUAAUUUUUAAGAAUCAAAACGAUGAGUUAGACAUUAAUUUAUUCUUUCCCAUUAUAGCGCGGCGUAUACAUUACAGACGACGUAACAACGUAGAGUGUGAAGAAAAUUCUGCAUUAAACAGAAUGUAUGCUCUCAGUGACGUAAUCCCUCAGAAAGAUAAUGCUGCCGAUAAGAUCUGUGUGAAACUUUAAUAAUUUAAUUUUAAUGUUGUUUCAGAAUAGAUUUCUGAAUGAGACAAAAAAUAUUUCUAAUGCUAUUUAAUUUUAAUAGUAAUCUUAUGCACUAUAAAAAUAAAACGAUUUUAAAAUUA